UUCAGUUGUUGUUGCUGAAAUCUUACUGCAACCUUCAUUGCAGGUGCUGCAGAAAGCUUCCUGGAGAAAUGGAUUGGAUACAUCCGAUUACAAUAUUUUUCCUAAUUACCCUUAUAAUUUUACUGGUUUUAAAAAUGGGCUAUUUCUGGAAUAACAGUUCCCAAAAUCUUCCACCGGGUCCAAAGCCUUUACCAAUCAUUGGAAAUCUUCACAUAAUAGAUCAGGAGAGGCCUCACAGAACAAUGCUGAAGUUGUCAAAAAUUUAUGGUCCCAUCUUCAGGAUCCAGAUGGGAUUCCAGAAAAUGGUAGUGUUGACUGGGUAUGAAAUGGUGAAAGAGGCUCUGGUGAACCAGGCUGACGCAUUUGCUGAGAGGCCCGUCAUCCCAUUGUUUGAAGAAUUUGCAAAGGGCUUUGGUAUUAUUUUUGCUCAUGGUGAGAACUGGAAAGUGAUGCGGAGGUUCACCUUAUCCACACUUCGGGAUUACGGAAUGGGCAAGAGAACCAUAGAGGACAAAAUUAUUGAAGAGUGCAGAGUCCUGACAAAGAAACUGGAAUCUUAUGAAGGGAAACCAUUUGAGACAACUACAAUCAUGAAUGCAGCUGUUGCCAACAUUAUAGUAUCCAUACUACUUGGCAGGAGAUAUGAAUAUGAAGAUCCUACAUUUCAAAGAUUACUAAAGCUAGUUAAUGAAAAUGUCCGGCUUUUUGGAAGCCCUUCAGUCCUGUUCUACAAUAUGUUUCCUGCUAUUGGUUUCCUUUCUGGCGGUCGGAAAACUUGCCUUGAUAACAGAAAUGAGCUUUUUGCAUUCAUAAAUACUACAUUCAUAAAACACCUCAAAGAACUGGAUGAAAAUGACCAGCGGAGCUUAAUUGAUACCUUUCUUAUCCGGCAGCAAGAGGAGAAAAGCAACAAUGUUAAUGGAUAUUUCCAUAACGAAAAUCUAAGAAGUCUUGUGGGCAAUUUAUUUGCUGCUGGCAUGGAGACCACUUCCACCACCCUGCGCUGGGCCCUUUUGCUCAUGAUGAAGCACCCAGAAGUUCAGCGUAAGGUCCAAGAAGAAAUUGCGGUCACUGUUGGGUCUGCUCAGCCACGGGCCGAACACCGAAAAAAGAUGCCAUACACAGAUGCAGUAAUUCAUGAAGUUCAAAGAUUUACUAAUAUUAUCCCAACCAAUGUGCCACGUGCAACUACUCAGGAUAUUACUCUUAAAGGUUACUUCAUUCCAAAGGGAACCCAGAUCAUUCCAUUACUGUCCUCUGUGCUCCACGAUGAUUCUCAAUGGGAGAAACCACUUAAGUUCUAUCCUGAGCAUUUUAUCGAUCCUGAAGGGAACUUUGUUAAGAGAGACGCCUUCAUGCCUUUCUCUGCAGGUCGGAGGCAGUGUGCAGGCGAGACUCUUGCCAAAAUGGAGCUUUUCCUGUUCUUUACAACUCUUCUGCAGAGAUUCACCUUCCAGCCAGCCCCUGGCACCUCUAGGGAAGACCUGGACCUUACCCCUUCAAUUGGGUUUACGACGCCCCCAAUGCCCUUUGAUGUCUGUGCUCUGCCUCGUUGAGAAGGCUCAAGCCUGCUAUGCGUCCAACUCUAUACUUCUGCUAUCUUAUUCACCAAGGAAAUUCACUGUACAAAUUAUUCUGUGCAACUAGCCCACGCUUGCUUACACACCUAAACUGUUCAACAUACCAUUGUGCUUUUUCGAAGGUCACAUUUUCUCAAGGGAAAAUGCAAUUAACAAAUGAGGUGUGCAGGGAUGAGUGGGUUGUUUUGUGAUGUCCGCUGAGGAUAAUAGUACAAUGCCAAUAAAGCUUAGCUUUUCUUUCCUUUUUUUAUUCUAUUCUAAUAGAGCAUACGCACCCUCUUGGCAUCUGCCUGAGCAGCAGCAAUGCCUUAACGCAGGUAUUUCCUGGGAAAGUUUAGUCAGACAGACUAUUGUGAAAUAGUUAAACAGAUCCAAUUCCUUGUAUGUACAUUUGUAAUUCAUUAGGGUUGUGCAAAACUUCGAAACUGGGGAUUCAGAUGAUUCGGAAAUAGGAAUUACUAAUCAGAAAGGACCCCUCUGAAGCAUAUAUGAAUCAAAACACAAGCCUCCAAAACUUUCAGAGAGAUUAGUAAAAGAUUUGUUGUUUUGGAGCUUUUUUUUUCAAUUGAUAUACUCCAUCGCCCCAUUGCCCGUGAUUAUCUAGGGUUGGAGGGGGGCUAGGGCUCAGGUGGGACGGGGCUAACGUGAUUGAAAAGGGCAGCUGUAUGCUGUUUUUUCCUUGUCAGCCAAUCAGAAGAAGAAAGUCAAAUCACAUGGCUUUCUGGAAAUUUAGUCUUAUAUAUACUCCCCUCAGCUUCUCAUCUGUGUGGUGUGGCAUUUGCAGAAAAGAUAGAUAAGACGUGUUCAUUGGAGCUCUGUUCUGUUUCUGUGCAUUUCUUAAAACUAUAAACUUCCUCUAUUAAAGUUAUUCAAACUUAGAUUUUCCAAAUUCCCAUAGAUUGCUAGCUAGUAGGUAUACUUCCUCCUCAGCCUCUACCUUCCCCUCUUAUGAGUUUACUAUGUGUUGUUGUGUGUGUGCCUCCUCUCCCCCCCCCAAAAAAAAUUAUAAAUAACCAAAAAAGUCAUUUGUUCUGU
This is a messenger RNA of Anolis sagrei ordinatus, 2615 nucleotides long. Its product is annotated as cytochrome P450 2K6-like. Gene Ontology annotation, cellular component: intracellular membrane-bounded organelle; cytoplasm. The record is from RefSeq and is a predicted model, not a curated record. NCBI's taxonomy places the organism in Eukaryota, Metazoa, Chordata, Lepidosauria, Squamata, Anolidae. Gene Ontology annotation, biological process: xenobiotic metabolic process. Gene Ontology annotation, molecular function: oxidoreductase activity, acting on paired donors, with incorporation or reduction of molecular oxygen, reduced flavin or flavoprotein as one donor, and incorporation of one atom of oxygen; iron ion binding; heme binding.